Messenger RNA from Paraglomus brasilianum, 1692 nucleotides. The record is from the annotation of a GenBank genome assembly. NCBI's taxonomy places the organism in Eukaryota, Fungi, Glomeromycota, Glomeromycetes, Paraglomerales, Paraglomeraceae.
AUGUGUGGUGAUAAUGACCAUACACUAUCCCACCCAGAGGAUCGCACGGAUUCUUAUGUCGCCAGCAAUGAAAUGCCAGCAUGCUCCAUAAUACAGAAUAAGUGUAACAGCAGUGGAAUAGUUUACACUAAUGCUCAACCGGAGCUUGUAUCAGAUGAGAAGUUGGAAAAGUUAAGCUCAACUGGAGGCAUUAGCGAAGUUCGACAAGAGUUACUGCAGACUCGAGCUCUAGUCACUGAUCUCGAAACACGUUUGGACGUCAUCGAACGGACAAGCCAAGUCAUAGUAGAUGAAUUGAAAAACUUGAUAGAUGAAAUUCAGUAUGGAAGUGAAAGCCACAGUACAGUUGUCGAUAACGAUCGACAAUCAGAAAUCGACUUUGGCUCAACAGGCUUCAAUGAUUCUCUCUAUUGCAGCCAAUCAAAUACUAGUUUUUCCAUUCCGUCAUCUCCUUCUACUCAGACUGCCACUUCUAUAAUCUCUACGCCUACUAUUUGCUGCGAUGACGAUAAUCCCACCUUUGAGCGAAUAUCAGCCACACUACAAUCUCUCAUUCACGAUGCAGAACUCGCACUAGAUCGAACGUCGAAAUAUCUUGACUUGCCGAAACGACGUUCUCGUGCAUCUAGCUGGAGUUCGUCAGUCAGCAGUUGGAUAGUAAACAGAUAUUCGCCGACUCCAUCUCGAUGUGGCAAUGAGCAUUGUGUAUCGUGUGAAGAAUUGCCAAAUGGAAAGCAGAACGUGAUUGAGAACAGCACCGGAUAUUGUGUUUGCAAAAAGGAAGAGUUAAGUCAAAAACAGCAGCAGAUAAAGCAGUACUACCGACAGCAAUUGGAAAGACAUUACGAUUAUACAAAGAGUUGCAAUGACUUGGAAGAUGAGUUACAAAAGUUGAUGCACAUUGCAUUUUCUUCGAGAAUAAGCGAUAAUACAUGGAACAUUUCAAAACUCAGACAUUGGAUGUCGUGGGAAUACUUUCGAUCAAAGAUAACCGGCUUUAGUAAUUACACCGAGAGUAGCAUUGAAUAUACCGACGCAGAAGCAACAAACUGUAUGGAUGCAAGCAGAAUACAAGACGAGAUACGUUCUGAAGAAUGGUUCUACGAAUAUGACGAUGACUGGUCUUCCCGUUCAUCGGCGCAUCGCACGUCAUCUUCUCCACGAAGAUAUUCAACGUCACACUCUCUAUCAAGUUCAACGUCUCACAGUUCAUCCCAAUCAGAUGAUGGCUUGGUCGUAAACACUUUAAACAUCAAUCCAAAUAUUGUCAAUAUACGUUCCAUAGCUAUUUCUUCUUCCUUCUCUUCAAUUUUCCUAUCAACCAUUUUCCACUCAAACGUCCUCUUGUUACGUUACAUAAUCACGUCAGGUGGCGUCAUCUUCAGUAUAAUCAGAACACUUCUUGAACAAUCAUCCACAAGGCCUGUCACGAGGACAGGAGAAAUGUCGACAGGAAUAAAUGCCAUACUAGGCAAAUCAAUGAAACGAAGGAGGCAAGUUAGGCCCAUGGUUGCACUCUUAAAGUAUUUGAUCGUUUUAAUUUUUGGAUGGAUCCUAGGACGUGGUAGUGUAUUACGCAGAAGGAUCACAAAGACAAGCGUGUAUGAAAGAAGCGACAGAUUAAAGGCUGGCGAAGAUGAGGAAUACCAAACUUUGGAGUUGAUUAGGAGUAGUAGUACGAAAUUAUCCUAA